Molecule: messenger RNA, 1482 nt
Organism: Drosophila hydei
Lineage: Eukaryota; Metazoa; Arthropoda; Insecta; Diptera; Drosophilidae
Gene: Rlb1
Exons: 2
Coding region: 106-1434 (442 amino acids)
Biological process (GO): maturation of SSU-rRNA
Cellular component (GO): 90S preribosome; nucleus
Source: RefSeq, a predicted model, not a curated record
ACAGAAUAUGGUAAUGCAUUCAAAGUCGAGUAAAAAACUAGUUUCGAUAGUUCUUCGAUUCCAAAACAAUUCAACGGGCAAAAAGCAGCAUGCUACCAGUGCAAAAUGUUUAAUAAACUAGAAUUUAACAAUUUGGUAAUUACCAAUAAAAAGAAAAUAUUACAAGCGCGAACGCAAACUAUUUCAAAACUGGUAAAUAAAUUGCGCAAAUUAAAAGAAGCAUUGAAGAAUCAACCUGAUAACGAAAAGUCUCAGGAUCGCUUACGGAAAACUGUAGAAUGCAUGACUGAACUUAAGUCGCUCAAAUGCGUGGACAUAAUUCGCACGCUGCUGCUGCAAGAAGGCAAAAAUCACAAGACUGUGCUGACCAAUGGCCGCGCAACGCCGGAUGAGAUAGCCAUCGCUAUGUUGGGCUUAAACAAAGUCAUGCAAAUGCUUGUGGCAACAUUUAAAAAAGCUUUAGAUUUAAGUAAUAAAGCCAAUGUAAAUUGGCGUAUUGCAAUAUUGGAGACUAGCAAACGACGUCUUAAACUUGAACGCACCGAGGAAAAGCGACGCAAACGUAAAGAACUCAAAGAACAGAAAUUGCAGACACGCAAUCGCCUUGAAUGGUUGGAACAAAAUCAACCAGGACAGGAUAAUUGCGAAGCAAAUGCGGGAAAUAUUAAUACUGUAGCUGGCAAAUGUGUUGUUGAAAGGCAGUUAAACAAAGAUAAUCACGUAAAGCCUAAACUGAAAACAAAAACUACUCUAUUGCAAACACCGAAAGUACAAGCGAAAUCAAAGAAACGAAAAGAUGAACAAACUGAGCUUGUAAAGCAUACAAAAUUAAAGUCUGAUGACAAUAAAAAGCAACCAAAAAAAGUAGUUGUCCCGAAAGUAGAAAAUAAGUCAAAUCAUACAGAUGCGGCUGUCCCGCUUAAGCAUAAUGAAACCACGGCCAUAGAAAACAAGGCAGCAUUUAAUGAUAAUGGCAACAGAUCCAAGAAACCGGAAAAAGAGCGACCUACUCAUGUAGUCGAUCCCUUUUUCAUAACAGAAUCGGGCCAGCCAUAUUUGUCAACAGCAGUAGUUCUAUCCGACGAUAGCAAUAAUGAAGCAGAUGAUGAUGAGCACCAAAAUUCUAUGGAACGACAUAAACAUAAGCCGCUGGUCAAAAAGCAAGACUAUAACAAUACGCGAUUCAAUGAACGCCAUCCUUCUUGGCUCUCCAAAGAGAAGCAAACCCCAGUUAUAAGCAAUUUUAAGGGAAAGAAAACCAAGUUUAGUGAAAAUGGAGACAUUGCAGAAACGUCAAUUGCUCAACCAGAGUUUACAGCUCCAGCUCCAGCUCCAGCCAACACAGAGGGAAUGCAUCCUUCUUGGGUAGCCAAACAAAAGCUGAAGCCUAAAAUUGCCGCAUUCACUGGCAAAAAAAUAAAAUUUGAUGAUUAACUUUUGAAUAGUUUAGUUUACUUGUGUUAUGUUUAUUGUAAUUAAAUA